AUGGCGUUCCUUUUCAAAAGAAAUCCUAAAACUCCGGCAGAAUUGAUCAGGGUCCUCAACGACCAAGUGGCAAAGCUCGAUGGAUCUGGUGAUAAUAGAAAGAUACAGGACGAAUGCGGCCGUUACUUAUCACAAAUACGCAUCAUCUUAUACGGCGAUGACGAUAAUGACCCACAGCCAGAUCAAAUUGCCCAGCUAUCCCAAGAAGUUUAUUCGACUGAUUGCCUUUAUUUACUAGCAGCAAAUUUAGCUAAUUUAGCUUUUGAUUCUAGGAAAGACGUGGUAAUUUUAUUCUCUACUUUGUUGCGUCGUCAAAUUGGAAAUAGAUCGCCAACAGUUGAUUAUCUUCUAUCCCGGCCUCAAAUAUUACAAGUCUUGUUUAAAGGUCCUGAAAUACCCGAAAUUACGCUUACUACAGGUCAAAUCAUUAGAGAUUGUAUUAAGCAUGCGUCUAUUAAUAAAUUCUUGCUAAAUGAUAAAAUUUUUUGGAAUUAUUUCAGAUAUUGUUCAAGCAACAGUUUUGAAAACUCGACAGAUUCUUUCAAUACUCUUAAUGACUUAUUAACGGUUCACAAAAAAGUGGUCGCUGAGUGGUUGAGCAAUUCAAAUAACGUUGAUAUAUUCAUUAGAUCAAUUAAUGGAUUAAUAAGGGAUGGAAACUAUGUAACGAAACGACAAUCAAUAAAACUUUUAUCCCAAUUGAUUUUACAAAAGCAAAACAACAGUUUGAUGAUCAAAUAUGUCGAAAGCUCAGAGAAUUUAAAAAUCAUAAUGAAUCUAUUGAGCGACAAGUCUAGAAAUUUACAAUUUGAAGCGUUUCAUGUGUUCAAAGUAUUUGUGGCUAAUCCAAAGAAAUCACGGCCGGUAUUGGAUAUUUUAAUCAAGAAUAGAGACAAGUUAUUAUUGUUCUUAAAGAAUUUCUCAUUUGAUCGACGAGAUGAUACUGUUUUCAACGAAGAGAGAGAAUUCUUGAUUGAACAAAUUGAUGAAUUACCGAGAAUUAAUGUGUUGUCAAACAAAAGUAUCCAACAAAAAUAA
Messenger RNA from Saccharomycopsis crataegensis, 1038 nucleotides. RefSeq names its product Hym1p (gene HYM1). NCBI's taxonomy places the organism in Eukaryota, Fungi, Ascomycota, Saccharomycetes, Ascoideales, Saccharomycopsidaceae. Gene Ontology annotation, molecular function: protein serine/threonine kinase activator activity. Bases 1 to 1038 code for a protein of 345 amino acids. Gene Ontology annotation, biological process: intracellular signal transduction. The transcript has a single exon. The record is from RefSeq and is a predicted model, not a curated record.